Molecule: messenger RNA, 2078 nt
Organism: Dalotia coriaria
Lineage: Eukaryota; Metazoa; Arthropoda; Insecta; Coleoptera; Staphylinidae
Gene: TTLL12
Product: Tubulin tyrosine ligase-like 12
Exons: 2
Coding region: 228-2063 (611 amino acids)
Biological process (GO): protein modification process
Cellular component (GO): cytoplasm
Source: RefSeq, a predicted model, not a curated record
ACAAUGCGCUCGUGGAUGCAAUUCGAACGAAUGAGUUUGAAAAUCUACAAUUCCACAUCGCAUGCGCAUAGUGGUUUUAAAUAACAAAUCAAUAAAUUUAAAUUUAUUUUGUUUUUAUUUUAUUCAGAUCACUGCGUAAGGUACUAACCUUACUUUAGGUAUAUACCUAAGCCCACGUGCGCAACGUUAGGAAAAUACUCUAAGUGAGUACGUGAAGGACAGUGACAAUGGAUGUAAAUAGUGACUUCAAUCUCUUCAUUCAAUUACAUCAACCACAAUUAUUAUCAUCGGGCGUACCUCAAAUUUUUUGGAAAACUUUAUUUGAAAAGUUAACCUUAGAAAACUUCGAUUCUGGAGAUACUUUUCAACUCACUCAGAUUGAUUAUGGGGACGAUGAACGAGAUCCAUACGACGUGAUUUUUCAAUUACAAAUCAAACUAUCUCAAGGUAUUUCAGCGAACGAUCCAUCACAAAUAUAUUUAGUAGAUCAUGCAUGGACCUAUCGAGUUGACCAAGCCAAAUCACAACUUCAAGAACAUGAAGGAUUAUUACAAAGAAUGUGCAGUAUAAUGGGUAUUCCUUCAAGUCAGUCUAAGGAACAUCUGGUUAAUGCAGUUUUUGAAGAAAGUUGGAGAUAUGCAAACACAUAUUUUGUUGCAAAUGCAGAAAAUGUAGAGGACAGAGUACCAGUAUGGUACAUUAUGGAUGAAGUAGGCUCAGCAAUGCAGCACUCUGACACACCAAACUUUAGAAUGGUGCCAUUUAUCUUUCUUUCACAAAAUAUCACAUAUUCAUUGAUAUUUCCAAUCAAAGAUUGUGAGUUCACUGAUGUAAUUACUAGGAAUUUUGUUGAAAAAGAUCAUUCUGAUGAAAGAAAUGCCUUACUUAUACCAUGGAUUUAUACAGAUCUUACACAUUUGACUUUCAAACAUUUAUCAGUCACUCCAGACUACUUCCUGAGUGGUCAUAUUAAAGAAUCAUUGCCAGUGCUUGAAAAUCUUAAUGUGCCCAAGGCAAACGGAUUCAAGAAAACAUUUAAAGUUUUCUCAGAAUAUAAAUUCAUCCAUGAAUAUCUAACUGAUGCAAAUUUCAAGCUUGUUGAUAAUGAAGAAGAUGCAGAUAUUUUAUGGUACACAAGUCAUUUCAAGGCAUUUGAACAGUUGUCCAAUAGCUCGCCUUGGAAGUUUGUCAAUCAGUUUCCUUUUGAGUAUAUCUUAACAAUUAAGGAUCUGCUGUGCAUUGUAUGCAGAAUGAAGAACACUGAUGAUUUUGUAGACAUGAAGACACUGCAGAUGCAACCUAAGUGGCUUCCAGUGACCUACAAUUUAAACACUGAGGUUACUCAAUUUGUGAGCUAUUUCCAGAAUAGGGAAGCUAAAAAUAUGGACAACCAUUGGAUCAUCAAGCCUUUCAAUUUAGCCCGCGGCCUAGACACGCACAUAACGAAAAAUCUGAAUUGCAUUCUAAGGUUGCAAACUUCUGGUCCAAAAAUUGCUCAGAAAUACAUUGAAAAACCAGUUGUGUUUGCCCGAUCAGGAAUUGGCAAAGUAAAGUUUGACAUUCGAUAUGUCAUCUUAUUGAAGAGCGUUAAACCAUUGCAAGUGUAUGUAUACAACAACUUUUUCUUGCGCUUUGCAAAUGAAGCGUUUUCUUUAGAUGAUUUGCACAUUUACGAGAAGCACUUUACUGUAAUGAAUUAUAACGAACAAGCGGUACUAAAACGGAUGUUAUGUGCAGAAUUUAAAGAUGAAUGGAGAGAACAGUUUGAAACUUCUUGGGAUUCAGUGGAGAAGUCGAUCACCUCGAUGUUGAAGGAGGUAUUUGAAUGUGCGACCACAGAACCACCGCCAUGCGGUAUAUCAGAAAAUCCGCAAAGUCGCGCAUUGUAUGCAGCCGACAUUAUGUUGGCGUACGAUGAUGAACAAAUAAUACCCAAAUUGUUGGAGAUCAAUUGGAUGCCGGAUUGCAAACGGGCUUGCGAAUACUAUCCGGACUUUUAUAACGAUAUCUUUAAGUUGUUAUUUUUGGAAAUUGAAAAUAAUGAAGUCUUCACUAAACUAUAAUUUAUAUUUAUACAA